CUAAACGGGCCGGUGGUCGGGCCGUGCUCGCCGACAGGGUUUUCGAGUGCCGGGCCCGUUUGGGGGGGGGGGGGGGGGGGGGGGGAAGGGGGACAAGCCUGGGCAGAAAGGGCUUUGGCGCUGUUCACUGAGCUCUGCUCCGACAUCGGUGGGCUACCUGCAAGGGUACAAUGGCGCCCAAGAAAGGGAGGGGAGAUCAGCCAUUUGUUCCGGUCAGUAAAGACAAGAAGAGGGAGGCGGAGCUGAAGUUUUGCGGCUUUAAGUGGGUUACGAAGGGGCAGACGAUGCCGAAUUCGAAUGGCAAUUUCCUCAUGGAGUGCAAGCUGUGUGGUGAGGGUUUUCAAGGGAGCCAGACGAAAGCCGCACAACACUUCACGAUCAAGAACAAUUGCGCCAAAAUCUCCGUGGAGCAGAUGGCGGAGAUAUGGAACAAGACAAAGUACAGGUUCGAUCCAAGCCAUGCACGGAAGAUCGUGGACUUUCUGAAGUCUCGUGGGUUGCGAGACAACAGAUGUGGAUCGGGGAUGGAGCCGGCGGGGAAUGAGGAGUUUGAGGACAACGAGGAGGAGAGGAGGGCGGUCGAGGGUGGAGAUGAUGAUGGUGAGAGUGAUGCAGAGGACAUGGAGGUGCAGCGAGAGGUGGAGCGCGCCAGGGGAAAGUUGAGGAAGGAGAAGGCCGUUGACGAGGACAGCACCCCAGACGAGGACGCCGACGACGACGAUGACGAUGAGGGAACAGACCUUGGGGCCUCUCUGGAUGGGGGGUUGAUGGGCGAUGGCCGUCGUGGCCAGGAGGGGGCAGCUAGGGCGAUGAAGGAGGCUGCGGGAUCGAAGAAGAGAAAGAGGAAGGCGAAGAUGACUACCACUGAGGCGAGAUCAGCACCUUCUCAGCCCAAAAAGAGCAGAGUUCUUCGACAGACGUCCAUGCUGGAGACCUUCGAUCCAGUGUGGCAACGAGAAUUCUCGGACUCCGUCCUGCAGUGGUGGUACGGGAGCGGCAUCCCAUUCAAGGCGGCGAGGAGGCCAGAGUAUCAUAGGAUGAAGAAGAAGUUGCUCGAGUGUCCGCCGGACAUUGAGGCGACGGGAGCGACCAUCCUUACGGAUGGUCGCAAGUCCAUCACAAGCGACCAGAUAGUCAACUUCCUUGCUGCUGGUCCCACGGGCGCGUACCUUUUCAGGACUGUGCAGCGGGAUGGUGCUGUUCAGGAGACAGCAGAGGCCGUAGUGGAGCGAUGGAAGGACGUGUUCGACAAGUUUGGUGUCGACAAGGUGAACGCCAUUUGUACUGAUUCCGCGUCUGCGUAUGUUGCUGCGUCCAAGCUCCUCGCCCAGGAGGAAGUCAAGUACAGCCGCAUCACUUGGCUUCCGUGUGCGGUCCAUGUCUGCAACUUGUUGUUGUCAGACAUCGCGAAGGAUGGGCGCGACGGGAGCCUCGGGAAGAGGGAGGACACCAUCAUCAGGGCUCGAGCAGUCGUGCGUUUCAUCAGAGAGCACGGGGCGACUCUGAGCCUUUAUCGACGUUUCUCUGCCGCCCACCCCUCUUCCGCCUCCGCGGCGGUUGGUGGUUCGAGCUCUGCUGAGUCUGCUCCACCCUCGUCUCAGCGGCGAGGCAGGGAGCUUGUGUACCCUGUGCAGACGAGGUUUGCCACCCACUACUUGAUGCUGGAGAGGCUGCUGGAUCGUCGCAGAGCGUUGGAGGCGUUGAUGAUGAGCGACGAUUGGCUGCUGACUGCAUGGAGGAGGUCCAUUUUUCUGCAGGCCAGAUGGGUGCGUCAUCAGGUGCGGUACGCGCCAUUCUGGGAGCACGUGGAGGACAUUGUGGCGCUCAUGACGCCUGUGAUGCAGUUGCUACGGCGUCUGGACAGGGGGGGUCGCGUAAUGACUCGAAUGUGGUCGUGGGGUUUUGUCAUGGUCAACAGGGUGGCGAGAGCAAGCCUUAACAGGACGUCGAAGGACGAGCUCCACAUCGUUCUUCAGGCUUGUCAGGCGCGGGUCGCUCAUAUGUUGGAGCCCGCACAUUGCAUGGCCCACCUUCUCAAUCCGCGGCAGAGGAGGCUGAGGAGCAUUACUUUUUUUGGAGCGGCGAGGCGUACCGACCACGAGCGGAUACUAGCAGAAGAGUCGUUGCGAUACCUUCUCCAGCAGACUGGUGGUGACGAGGAUUUGUAUCAGACGUUGCGCACGCAGCUGGCGGAGUUUCACUCUCGGGUGGGCGAUUGGACGUAUGGAGGGGCCGAGGGAGACAGGGAUGCGGCCGCCUGCAAAGGGGAGAAGGAGACGUCACAGGUGGGGCAGUGGUGGGUUCAACACGGGGACGGGGUCCCUCUCCUUCAGAGCAUCGCCAUUCGCUUGUCGCACACAUGGACGUGCGCCUCUCCGGCGGAGAGGAAUUGGGCCGUCCAUGAGCGUGUUCAGGUGAAGAGGCGUAAUCAACUUGGUUUCAUCAAGAUGACUCGUUUGGUGGAGAUAUCCACCAACUUGAGAUUGAGUCGUUGUCAGGGGAGGGGUCCAUGGGAGGACGCUGAGGAGGAGACAGAGGACGCUAUUCCUCCGCCUCGUGAUGAGGGUGUUCGGCCGGCCGACCGAGUCACCGAGGCACAGCGCGACCGGCAGGUCCAGCGCGGGCGGAAGGGUCGCCUUUCAAAGGCACCUCCCAGCGUCGCGACGUAUUUCGGUCGUCGCGCCACGGUGCUCAUGGCGCAUGAGUUGGAGUCGGUGUACGAUCCCGAGCCUGAUUCCAUGGCUCAGGAUGCGAUGGAGGUCGAGCUGUGGUCCGAUCCUGACGACCUGGUCGUGGAGUUAGAGCUAGGAGGUUCUGAUGACGAUGACGACGACACUCCUCUCAUGCAGAUUCUGCGUCCUCACACACGUGCGUCCACGGCGGCCGCUGCACCGUCUCCCGCAGCACGCCCUCCUUCGAGUGCUCCCGACGUCUCACAGCCAGGCCCGGCGGACCGUGUCGAGAGCAGUACGCCACACCCUUCGACCGAUCGUCGCGGACAGGGAGGGACUCGCGAGCGUCUUGACGAGGGAGACGACGGCGAUGGCGACGAUAGGGAGUGGUAUGAGGGCAGCAGUGAGGAUGAGGAUGAUCCCUGUUAUUCCCCGACACGCGGACAUGGUGACGACGACGACGGCGAGGGCGGCGACGGUGGACGGGCUGUGGGUGGUUUGCGGAAGUCCGAGAGACAGCGUGGCGACCGAUGCAAUGGUGCAGGCAGGGGAGGCAGCGGGCCGGGUGUUGGGGGUGCAGGGCGGACGGGUGGUGCAGGGCGUGCUGGCACAGGAAAAGUAAGGCGAGAGUCUGCAUCGUCCACUCGCACUGUGCAUUGGGUUGAUGAGGAGAGGCCCGUUGAGGCAGCUGUGGUUGCUCCCUCCCCUAUGGAGGUUACUCCCUCCCCUGCAGAGUUCGCUGCGGCGUCUGCAGAGGGCGCAGCGGCGUCUGCGGAGGGUCCAGGCGGGUUUGCGGGUGGUAGUGGCGAUGCUGGAGAGGUUGGGAGGCCAUCUGCACAGGUGGGUGUCAGUUUCAACGACAACAUUUUUAAUGUUUCGUUAGGGCAUCCUCCGACACCAGCAGGGGAGCGUGUCGGUGUCGAUGUGGAAGCAGCGGCCACGCCCGUCAGUCAGAUACUUCGUGACAUACCUUCAUGCAGCACGGGCGACAUCAGUAGUAGCAUGUUGCAGGAGGCAGCAGAGGGGGCACCGGGUCGGUCGGGGCAGCACGAGCGUGCARCUGGGGAUGAUGGGGAGUGUCGACCUGUGCAGGAGCGGGCGACAGAGUCAGAGCAGGACAGGAUCGACCGCGAGGAGAGGAGGAGGGCGCAGGGGUUGGCUAGCCGAUGCGAGAUGACGCAGAGUGUUGCAUUGAGGGCACGUGUAGCGCGGAUGCUCGAGACGGGCGUUGAGGCAGGUGAUGCAGAGGGCGAGUGCGGCGCUGCUGGCAUAGGGGAUGAGGGCGAGAGACCUGCGUCACCAGUUCAGGGUGUUUGCAUAUUGCCUCUCGGUGGGGCCAUGUCGGCGGAGGAGUUGGUGCGGCAGGCAUGGGAGGACCCGUUGCAGGCAGAUCGCCGGGGGCGGAUGACCGAGGCGUCGAGGAGACUGAUGGCAGAGGCCCCGGCUUAUGUGCCUUGCAGCCCGUCAGUGCCAUCGUCCACCACAGGUGUCAGCACACCCGCAUAUGUGGAGGGCACAGUCGCGGCAGAGGCGGUACGGGGCCCCUCGCCGACACCCGCCGGGGAGUCUCCUUCGCCUCAGUCACGGAAGAAGAAGAUGAGAGCAGGGAAAAGUCUAAGUACCGUGAGGAGAGUGAUGCAGACGAUGUGGGCGAGUCAGCCUGGGUUGGCCGGUUUACAUCCGCGGACACGGGCGAUUUUGAGCGGGGACGUUGUCGCAGACGCAACAGGAUGGCAGGAGAGGGUCUCCGACCGAGCGACGGAUCAGCCCAUGAGCGCACCUGCUGAGGCGACAUUGCCACAUAGUGCAGGGCGUACAGCGGGCACCGGCGACCACGCCGAGCACAAUGCGCCCCCCGAGAGGAGCAUGGCUGCACGUAUAUUGCGGGAGGAUGUGAGGGCAGCGACAGCGCAGCGACCGUCACAGGCGCCAGUCGUUUGGGGGUCUGGCACAGACGAUUUGGAGAUGCCUUAUAGCCAGCGGAGGAGGGUUUCCGUGUACGAUCUUCUUCGACCACAGGGAGGGGUUGAGGCGGCGCCACAGGGGGAGAUUCAUGCUCCGGAUACUACGCACGCGCCGGCAGGCGGUACAGGCCGUGGGGAUGGUGUGACAGGUGUGGUGCCGCAGAGGAGGAGGAAGGACAUUGUGGACGACGAUGAUGCAUAGUUCCACCAUUAGUCUUCUUUCAUCCUCUGAUUUGUAGUAGUGUACAGUAUAUUUAGUGCUUGAGACGAGGCCUUGUGUUA
Messenger RNA from Chara braunii, 4918 nucleotides. The record is from the annotation of a GenBank genome assembly. NCBI's taxonomy places the organism in Eukaryota, Viridiplantae, Streptophyta, Charophyceae, Charales, Characeae.